Molecule: messenger RNA, 1791 nt
Organism: Laccaria bicolor S238N-H82
Lineage: Eukaryota; Fungi; Basidiomycota; Agaricomycetes; Agaricales; Hydnangiaceae
Product: glyoxal oxidase
Exons: 4
Source: RefSeq, a predicted model, not a curated record
GCCAUACAGUUGUUCGUCGGAAACGAACAAAAGGUUUAUAUAUUAGACAAGGCAGAAGGGAAUGCUGCUCAAAUUAAUGGUCAUCCAGCAUGGGGCGCUGUAUGGGACAUGUCAUCACACCAAUCAACUGCUAUGGAUGUAAAGACAAAUGUCUUCUGUUCGUCGGGCAUGCAUCUUCCCAAUGGAUCCUUCGUUACGUUCGGUGGAAAUGGUGCUCUUAACCCAGGAGGUUACUCGGCUUCUUGGGACUCGGAAUACCAGGAUUUCGACGGGACAAAAUCAAUACGCGUGCUCAACCCAUGCAGAAACUCCGACGACUUCUCGUCUACAAACUGUCAAUGGUUCGACGAUGCCACAUUCCUUGCGAUGCAGCGCCAACGAUGGUACUCGGCCGCGGAGGCACUGGGCGACGGUAGCAUCAUUAUCAUUGGUGGUUUUACGAGUGGAGGCUACAUCAACCGCAAUUAUCCUAAUGUUGACCCUGCAACGGAAGGGGGUGCGGCUGAUCCCACCUAUGAGUUCUAUCCAGCUCGGUCUGGUGCUCUCCAAACUUUUCAGUUCUUGGUUGAAACGUCUGGGUUGAAUGCAUACGUUCAUACUUUCCUGAUGCCGUCGGGUAAGCUGUUCGUUCAGGCAAAUAUUUCAACUGUUCUAUGGGAUUACACAACCAACACGGAAACCACAUUCCCCAACGUGCCUCACAACGUUGUUCGCGUUUACCCAGCCUCAGGCGCCGUCGCCAUGUUGCCUCUUACCCCAGCGAACAAUUAUCUUCCUACGAUGCUUUUAUGUGGCGGAUCGGAUAUGCCAGACUAUUCGUGGGGAAACUACAGUUUCCCUUUCAUUGAUACAUGGAAUUACCCGGCAUCGAAAGACUGCCAACGGAUUACCCCGGAACCCACGGACGGAUCGACGCCUCAGUACGUCCAGGACGAUGAUAUGUUGGAUGGCCGUACUAUGGGCCAAUUUAUAAUUCUCCCUGAUGGAAAGCUACUCGUGGUCAACGGAGGUUUGAACGGGACGGCUGGUUACUCUCAAGCAACCCUUACAACGCCUACCUUUGCUCAAAUGCCGUUUGGGGAAUCACUAGCCUCAGGACCUGUGCUCACUCCAGCUAUUUAUGACCCUAACGCAGCACCAGGUAGUCGCUGGUCGAAAGCUGGUUUGUCAGCAUCGACCAUUCCCCGCCUCUAUCACUCAUCCGCGAUGCUGCUCCCUGAUGCAUCAGUUAUGAUUGCUGGCUCUAACCCCAACGUGGAUGUCAACUUGACAACUGUUUUCCCGACGACUUACAAAAUCGAGAUCUUCUACCCACCCUACUUUUCAGCAUCCACGCGACCAGUACCUACUGGAAUCCCCAAGACCAUUUCUUACGGUGGUAACUCCUUCGACAUCACUGUUCCGGCCAGCUCGUACUCUGGAUCUGCCAACGACGCCGCUGAUGCCACCACUGUCGUUCUCCACCGUGGCGGUUUCACAACGCACGCCAUGAACAUGGGCCAACGCUAUCUGCAGCUCAACAACACCUACACCGUGAACAAGGACGGAUCCCUUACCCUUCACGUUGCACAAGCCCCUCCCAACCCUAACCUCUUCCAGCCUGGACCCGCGUUCGUCUUUGUCACCAUCCACGGCAUCCCAAGCAAUGGCACCUACGUCAUCGUCGGGAGUGGACAGAUUGGUACGCAGCCUACGGCAGCUGCAAGUGUUCUCCCCGCCAACGUCGGCCUCUCUUCCGCCAGCGGCUCCGCAAAUCCGGCAUCAACGACUGGUGGAGCUGACGUCACGGCC